UUCCUUUGCUGCUAUUACUAUUGCUAUUGAUAUCUCCGCCGCUUGAGCAACAAAAUGGCGAAAACCACCGAAAUUGUGGUGAUUAAAGAAGCGGAAGCAGAAGCAGAAGCAGCACCAAAACAACAACCCAUAACAAACCUUUUUUCUUUGUUCCCUAAGUUGAACCUGCAACUUCCUUUUCUCAAUCCAAAACCAAAACCUGAUGACAAACCCAGCAUCCCAAACAAGCUGAACCACCAGCAGGAGUGUUCCAAGCCCAACGUUGUACGGUUUCCGAAAACCCAAGUUAUCGUUCCUCCUUCUCUUGAGGCUGAACCUGACGCUGACCAGUUUCAUAACAAGAAUUCCAAUCCUCUCGUACGCUGGCAGAUUUAUGCAUUAGGAGGGUUCCUUAUUUCAAGAUGGAUUUGGGCAAGGUGGAGUGAGAGGAGGGCUCGAGGGAAUUCUUCUAAUGAUGAAGGAAGGCAAUCUGGUGAUGGUCGUCGAUCUUCAGAUAAUGAGUAGAAUUUUUUAUUAGAUGUAUACAAUGCUACUCAAAUAUUUUCACAUAAAUUUGUUUUGUUUUGUUUGCUAAAAAGUGCCAAAUGUUGUAGAAGAUGCUCUUUGUGAUUUACCAAGUGUUGACAUUGAUUCU
Messenger RNA from Gastrolobium bilobum, 634 nucleotides. RefSeq lists its product as uncharacterized. The record is from RefSeq and is a predicted model, not a curated record. The transcript is spliced from 2 exons. Lineage: Eukaryota; Viridiplantae; Streptophyta; Magnoliopsida; Fabales; Fabaceae. The coding region runs from base 55 to 504 and encodes 149 amino acids.